AUGUCCGAGGCGGCAGAGACGGCAGGACAGACGGCAGCUGCCCUGUCCGAGGCGGCAGAGACCCCGAUGAAAUGCGACAAGUGUGCGAAGACCGAUUGCGAGAAGUACACAUUGGUGAACAAGUCCCUCGUCGAGACGCGCAAUCGGAGGCCCAUCUGGCGCUGCUCGCAUUGCAACAACGCGGGCAACCACCUCGCGACCCUCAAGCAGAGCAACCCAGAGUUGUUCGAAGGGUUCGCGGUCAUGACGCGCGAGGCGAAGCAGGAGUUCAUGGCGAGGUGCAAGGGGAUGGCGCUGGCUGACGUGAAGAAGGAGCUCAGCGAGAGGAUCACUUCGACGUCCCACGCCGAGGUGGGUCACGAGUUCUCGGAGGAGCCAGAGGCGAUGUCUGUCAAGGAAGCUGCAGAGCUGCCAGUGUUCAAGCACCAUCCAGAAGGUCUGCAGAAGCUCCUGGACAGCCCAGGGAUGGCGUUCACCUGCCGCCACACAGGCUUUGAGAUGGUGUACGUGCCGAAGUUCAAGAAGAAGUACAGGGAGGAGGUAACCCGCCAGACUACCCACGUCCAGAGCGCGCGGGCGGAGGUCGGCAUCCCGAAGGCCAAGGCGAAGCCGAGCGCAACGCAUCCCAAGGUGGUGUCCAAGGUCAAGGCGCCCCCUGUGCGCCUCAAGGUCAAAGCGGACGGGUUCAUCGGCGAGGCGAGGCAGAAUGCCGAUUUGCUCAUGAGGUUGGUCGUGAAGGCCCGCACCAACGAAGGCAAGGAGUACGUCACGCCGGCGGUCGCUACCAGGGCCGAAGGCGCGGCAGCCGCUGUCGUGGCCCUGUGCGACGCGCUGGAACCCGCGGUGCAGGAGAACGCCUUCGACAAGAAGGAGCACGUGGAGAACUCGCUGCAGAAGUUGAGCGACUCCAUGGACGUGGUCACGGACCACGCGACUAAGCUUGCGGGUUUGCUCGAGGACAUCAUUCCGCUCACGCUGGAGAGCCAGGCUGCGCCAGAGGAGUCGGGCGCAAACGGCGGCAUUGAUGAGUUGCUCGAGAAUGCUUUCGCAGAGGGUGAGGCAGCAGCUUCAGAGAAGGAGGCUGGCUCGGAUGUUGCUUCGGGAAGCGCGUCGGCGGCUGGCGGCAGUGACAAGAAACGCAGGCUCUCCGGCAAGGCGGUUUCGGAGCCCACAGCAGACGAGGAGACGGACAAGGCCGUGCACAGCGGCAAGGGCAAGGGCAAGGGCAAGAACAAGACACGCAAGUCGAAGUGA
Molecule: messenger RNA, 1254 nt
Organism: Prorocentrum cordatum
Lineage: Eukaryota; Dinophyceae; Prorocentrales; Prorocentraceae
Source: the annotation of a GenBank genome assembly